AAAUUAAAUCGUUAAUGGACACUACUCAAUUAAAAACUAAAGUUCUUUUAGAAUUUGCCAAAAAGAAUAAAUAAUUGUUGGAUGAAUGGUCUGAAAAGACAGUCUAAGCAUUUUUAGAAUAAAGUAGAAAAUUCACUGAAGAAAUGUAUUCAGGAAAUCUUUCAAUGGUUGAUGAUGGGUAUAAUGACACAUAAGAGUAAUUAUAAAUUCUAGAAAACUUAUUUAAAAGUAUUAAUGGAAUUUAAAGUUAGAUUUUACUAAAACUAAAGGCGAUAUCUAACAUAAAUUAAGAAUUUCAUAUUCAAUUGCCAGAAGAUUGUAUAUGCAAAAUUUAUAAAAAAGAGUCUUUAUAACAUUAAGAUAAUAAGCUAAAUUUUAAAUUUAUAUUCGAAGAAUGAAAAUAUUUGCAUCUAAUUAUUCUAAGUAAAAAUAAAAAUAAAAUAGAUUAGAUUGAGAAUUCCUCGAUAAGUAUUUACUAAUUGGAGAAAACUAGCCCAUAAUUAAACUAGAUAAGAGAUUUUACAUUAAGUUAAUAGGAAAACUGAUAAUGAAAUAAUGUAAAUGUAAAAAGAAUAUGAAUAAUUGAUUACAUAAUUAGAAAAUGUUUUGGAGAAAAAAUUAAUUGAAUUAAAAGUAGAAGAAGAAUAACAUAAGGAAUUAGUAUUAAGAUAUGAUGGUAUUGUUGAAAAACGAACAGCCAUUAAACACUGA
This is a messenger RNA of Paramecium sonneborni, 711 nucleotides long. Lineage: Eukaryota; Ciliophora; Oligohymenophorea; Peniculida; Parameciidae. The record is from the annotation of a GenBank genome assembly.